UUCAGUUGCUUCUUCAUAUACGGCUCAUCCAGAAUCAUUUGUGUAUACGUGAUCUUGAACUUUUCUCGCCAUUUUAUCCCAUGGCUUCUUCUUCGCCCCGCACCUGGAGAUACCGCGUCUCUGCAAGCUUCCACGGAGCUGACGUCCGUAAAACAUUUCUGAGUCAUUUACGUAAAGAGUUUAACUACAAUGGAAUCACGAUGUUCGAUGAUCAAGGGAUCGAGAGAAGCCAAACCAUCGCACCUGCUCUCACACAAGCGAUUAGGGAAUCAAGAAUCUCAAUCGUCUUGCUAUCGAAGAACUAUGCUUCUUCGAGAUGGUGCUUGGACGAGCUGUUGGAGAUUAUCGAGUGUAAGGAAUCUAUGGGACAAAUAGUGAUGACGGUCUUCUAUGGAGUAGAUCCAUCUGAUGUGCGGAAACAGACGGGAGAGUUUGGGAUGGCUUUCACUGAAACGUGUUCCCGAAGUACGAAAGAGAAGAGGCAAAGAUGGAGUCAAGCUUUGAACCAUAUGGGAAACAUAGCUUUGAACCAUGUGGGAAGCUCUAUUGGACAGGCUAGAAACUAGCAUUGAUCGAAAUAUCGAGGGAGCACUUAGAGUUGGGUAUGAUUGUUUACAUGAGGAAGAACAAGCUCUAUUUCUCUAUGUUGCGGUCUUUUUCAACUACCACAAAGAUGAUCAUGUGAUUGCAAUGCUCGCUGACAGUAACUUGGAUGUCAAAAACGGGUUGAAAAUCCUAACCAAUAAAUCACUUAUUCAUACAUCUACUAGUGGGAUUAUAGUAAUGCACAAAUUACUACAACUAGUGGGUAGACAAGCAAUUCAUAGACAAGAGCCUUGGAAACGCAACAUCUUAAUUGAUGCAGAUGAGAUUUGUUAUGUCCUCGAGAAUGAUAAAGAUAGUAGAGCUGCUUUAGGCAUAUCCCUUGAUACAUCUCGAAUCAAGAAAGUGUUCAUAAAUAAGGGAGUUUUCAAAAGAAUGCGUAAUCUUCAAUUCCUAAGUAUCUACAAUACAAGAAAUGUCAAAAAUGAUCGAGUGGACAUACAUGAGGACUUUGAGUUUCCACCUCAUCUAAGGUUAUUUCGUUGGGAAGCAUACCCAAGAAAUGCUCUUCCUACUACAUUUCAUCCAGAAUAUCUUGUAGGGCUUGAUUUGCAGGAGAGCCAUCUUGAGAAGCUUUGGCAAGGAACACAGGUUAAACUAUUUACUUGGAAUAUAAUUAUGUUUUUUCUUUGCUUGUGUUUUAAAACAGCCACUUCCAAAUCUCAAGAAAAUGGAUUUGACACGAUCCUCUCAUUUAAAGGAACUUCCAGAUCUUUCAAAUGCUACAAAUCUCCAGAGAUUGGAACUGAGUCAUUGCAAGAGUUUGGUAGAGAUUCCUUCCUCCUUUUCGGAACUUAGAAAACUACAUACGUUGGUAAUACACAACUGCACAAAGCUAGAAGUUGUUCCAACUCUCAUCAACUUGGCGUCUCUUGAUUUCGUCAACAUGUAUGGAUGCUCACAACUGAAAAGUUUUCCAAGUAUUUCUACGCACAUCUCAUGGCUCUUUAUGGAUGACACACUGGUAGAAGAACUACCUAAAUCAAUAAUGCUUUGCACUCGUCUUACGACUCUCCUUAUAAGAGGUAGUGGAAACUUAAAGACAUUAAAACAUCUCCAUGAAAGUCUAACGUAUCUAGACCUAAGGUGUACGAGUAUUGAGGAGAUUCCAGAUUGGAUCGAAGAUCUUCUUGAGCUAAACUUUCUUCAUAUAGGGGGCUGUAGAAAACUCAAAUCUUUGCCACAGCUUCCUAUUACGCUCAAGUGGUUAAAUGCAUGUGACUGCGAAUCACUAGAGAGUGUAACUUUCGCGUUAAGCUUAAAUUCGUAUGUGGACUACAAUUUCACCAAUUGCUUCAAACUGAACGAAGAAGCACGAAAAGAUAUUAUCCAACAAUCCUUCUUUCAAAGAUUGAGAGUUUUACCAGGAAGUGAAGUGCCCGCGACGUUCGAGCACCAAGCUAACGGGAAUUUCUUGACCAUUCGUCCAGAGAGUGAUACUCAUUUUACUGCAUCCACAAGAUUUAAAGCAUGCAUCGUGAUUUCCCCUACAGGGGUGAUC
Camelina sativa (false flax) is the source of this 2104-nucleotide messenger RNA. NCBI's taxonomy places the organism in Eukaryota, Viridiplantae, Streptophyta, Magnoliopsida, Brassicales, Brassicaceae. The record is from RefSeq and is a predicted model, not a curated record.